Messenger RNA from Strongylocentrotus purpuratus (purple sea urchin), 1319 nucleotides. Its product is annotated as ankyrin-3-like. NCBI's taxonomy places the organism in Eukaryota, Metazoa, Echinodermata, Echinoidea, Camarodonta, Strongylocentrotidae. Gene Ontology annotation, molecular function: protein binding. The coding region runs from base 93 to 1319 and encodes 408 amino acids. The record is from RefSeq and is a predicted model, not a curated record. The transcript has 7 exons.
UUUUUUUUAAAGGAAGAAUUGUGUAGGCGGGUAUUUAGUCUAUUUUUUGGAAAUCGAAUUGCUGAUCUAGCCUAGAAUAGUGGACUUGAAACAUGGUGAAGCGACGUUCGAGCCACUUCAACAACCACGUAACAUGGGAACAAACCCCGUCUGACGAUGAUGAUGAUGAUGAAUCGAGCGACAGUGACUCAGUCAGGCCCCGGUCUCCCACCUGUACAGACGAGGGUUCGGGUAGCGAGGAGGAGGGUUCGGAAUCGGAAUCCGAGUCCGAUGUGUCAUCAGGAGGAGGGAGUUCUUCCAUGGCCCGCCGGAUUCGGGGUACCUCUUUGAUAAAGCUGGUGACCUCUAAAUAUCCCGGUGUGAAACAAGCCAGGAUUCUCUUGGGUGCUCUCACACCGGGUGAGAUUGAUGGGGAGCUGAGGGCUACAGACGGACGAGGCAACAGCGUCAUCCACUAUGUCUGCAUCAAAACACUCCUACCUUGGCUUGAACUCAUCAUACAGCACGGUGGAGAUCUGGAGGCGAAAGGAGCAGGCGGAAAGAGACCGAUACAUCUUGCACUCAAAGAAAGAGCAAGGAAUGAACGCCAGACCCGGGACAAAGCGCGUAUGGUUGAACUCUUGGUAGCCAAGAAGGUAGAGGUCAACAAAGAGGAUAAUCAAGGUCAAACGCCAUUACAGCUUGCCUGUAAGUUUGGGGGACAGAAGACCGUGAUCCGAGCCCUCCUGUCACAUCCAGACAUUAGAGUCGAUCAACCUGUAAAGCACGGAAGGGUAAAGUCAACGCUUCUGAACAUCUCCUGCCACAACAACCAGUUUGAGAACGCUCUACUUCUGCUCAAGCACAAUGCUAAUCCUCUAGCAGAGGAUGGCACCAAAGACACGCCUCUGUACACCAUACUCAGGAAAGGGCACAUGAAGUAUGCUCUACGUUUCUUGACAACAUGUCAGAAGAAGGGCCAUGACAUGCGACAGAUCUUGUCGGCCAAGAACGUUUACAAUAAAACUGUUCUCCACGAAGCAAUUAUAACGGGACAUGAGCUGCUUGUCAAAUUCUGCCUCGAUUGUAUGACCCCUAGCAAUCAGUCUGAUGGGACAGAUUCCAAUGACUAUCUUCUCAGCGUCACGUCAAGAUACAAUACCAACGUGAUGCAUUCAGCAUGUAUGAAAGAACACCUUGCCAUCGCCAUUCUCCUCUAUGAUCUGUGCCCCAAGCUCCUCGAUGCAAGGACCACCAAGGGAUGGACGCCUCUGCACUAUGCAUGCAGGGGCAACUAUGCCGAGCUGGCCGAAGAGCUCUGUUCCAUGUUACAAAGGUAA